Jaminaea rosea is the source of this 1486-nucleotide messenger RNA. Its product is annotated as alpha/beta-hydrolase. Gene Ontology annotation, molecular function: hydrolase activity. The record is from RefSeq and is a predicted model, not a curated record. NCBI's taxonomy places the organism in Eukaryota, Fungi, Basidiomycota, Exobasidiomycetes, Microstromatales. The coding region runs from base 233 to 1468 and encodes 411 amino acids. The transcript is spliced from 2 exons.
UGUUGUGGAUGCCGCGUAUCGAUCGCUUUUGUAAUGAGCGCGACGCCUACCGCGGUGACAAUCGACCAUCUCAGCGCAUCGCGGCAUCGAUGUCGACGUCGCGGCCGAGCAGCUUGCCGCCCCUGCCUGCCGAGAUGAGCUCCACUCGCCGGCGAUUUAGUGAUCUUCUUCCCUUUCCAGCGCUCAAUUGUAGCCCAUAGAGACUUGAAGCGGCUGCUUCUCGUCCAUCGCGAUGCCGUCGUAUCAAUCGGCUCGUCAGGUCUCCCUCUGGUCAUUGACGUGGUCUCAAAUCAUCUGCCUCAUCUUCCUCCGCUUGCCCCGCAUCGUGCCUCGACUCUUGCUGCGCUACACCACAUCGACGUCACCGCCCUUUCCGCAAGUCAUCCACCUCCCCUCGCGCGAGCCUGGACGGACGAUUUACUGCUGGCUCUUCCUGCCACCACGAGACAGCAUCCCUGUUGACGGGCGGACUCCACUUCACAUCGACUUUCAUGGAGGCGGCUUCGUGACUGGCCAAUUGGCUGAGCAAGCUCCCUUCUGCUCGCUGAUAAGCCGCAGACUUGGAGCCGUCGUCCUUACCGUCGACUACAGGCUAGGCCCCCUCUCCAAAUACCCUGCCGCCAUUCACGAUGCCGAGGACGUCGCGCGAGCUUGCAUCGACGAGCAGUGGGAGGGCUACGCAGCGUUGCGUCUUGCCGUAGAUGGAAGCCUCGCUGCUGGAGGACGAACACCUCUCGACCUUGACGCAACUCGCCUCUCGCUGUCAGGCUUCUCAUCCGGAGGCAACCUGGCUCUCAAUCUUCUCGUGUCGCCACCGAAUUGGCCCUCGCCAGUCAGCGAGACACGCCACCCCUACGACAUUCCUGAUCUCCUCUUUUAUCCUUCACUCGACUUGCGCAUGCUCAUCUCAGAGCGACCGCUGCCCCUCGGGAUGAAGAGGAGCAGCGGCUUGCUGCGAUGGCUUGGCUCCGUCAUGGGCGAUGCAUACCUCGAACGCUGGCAAAGUGGCGAGAUACGAGCGUCGCCUGGUCUGGCUGGGCUGGGUAGCGGCCCGAUGAGGAGGGCUUCAGCAGAGCACUUGGUCAAUGUCAUCACAGAGGGCAGUGGACAGGGUCGAGACGAUGACGUCGAGGCAGGACAGGCAUCGGCGAACAGCUUCCCGCACACCUCGCAGAAUAUGCUACACCCGCUCUCGCACUCUCUUCUCGUCCUACCAUCUCAAGACUCGCUGGCACAUCAGUCAAGCAUCUGGCUGCAAGCCUUGGACGCAGCUGGCCGUCUGACCACCAGCGGGGACAGUUCAACGCUCGGCGUCACUCCGCUCCACGUCUCCGGCGCCCCCCACGGCUGGACGCAGUUCCCCGACUUCUCCCUCAGCUCAGAACAGAGAAGGCAGAAGUACGACGUCCUUGAGCAGUCGAUUGUAUUUGUAGAGCGAGUCUGGCGUCAACGCAGCGCAUCGUCGUGAAUAUUACUGAGCCGUCAU